Talaromyces atroroseus is the source of this 1200-nucleotide messenger RNA. RefSeq lists its product as hypothetical. The transcript is spliced from 2 exons. NCBI's taxonomy places the organism in Eukaryota, Fungi, Ascomycota, Eurotiomycetes, Eurotiales, Trichocomaceae. Gene Ontology annotation, molecular function: glycosyltransferase activity. The record is from RefSeq and is a predicted model, not a curated record. Bases 1 to 1200 code for a protein of 399 amino acids.
AUGGACUUCUCAAUCCCAGAAGAGUACCGCGACAAGCUGCAGCCUGUUGAGGUUACAGACCACCGCAGUGACGCUGAAAUAUUUGCAAGCUUCCUGGAAUACAGGCCAGUCACCUCGGAGAAAAAUGUAUGGGCUUAUUGGCACUCCGGCGUGACCAGCAUGCCCAAGUGGUGUCAAAAGAAUGCCAUUGAUUGGGUACGCAUCCUCGGUCCAGAAUGGACUGUCCGCAUUCUGGAUAACGUAUCCGGCUCUCCUAACAAUACACUUCGCUACGUUCCGGAAAACCUGCUGCCACCGGCUUUUGUAAACCAGACAAUGGAUGGGCUAUAUCUCGGCCAGCACGGCGCAGAUUUGACACGCUCAGCAUGCCUCUACGAGCAUGGCGGAGCUUGGAUGGAUGCAGGAAGCAUUCUCAUGCGGCAUAUCGACCGUAUCUGCUGGAAUGAGUUGCAGAAUCCAGAUUCGCCAUACCGUGUAGCCAUACCAAUAAUCUACGGUCUUGCGGGAGCGAACCACUUUGUGGCAGCGAGAAAGCAUGACCCCUUCAUUUACCGAUGGCACCAACUCUUCACGCAUGUUUGGGGCAACAAUAAGAAUUUCAGGGGCUUACUGUCGAAUCCACUUCUUGCCCCCGCUGUACCCAUGAUGUUCGAGGGUGCGGACAAAAACUUCGAACUUGACUGGAUUGACCAACAAGUGGCUCUCGAGUACGUAACUCAGCUUGUGUGCUUUGUGCGUAUCUUCUGCACUGAGGACGACGGCGAGGGGUUUUCAGGAGUCGAAUACUGGAAGAACAACAUCCUUUCUUUUAGCGCACUAGAGGAAGACUGGCGUGGUGAGUUGAAGUCAAACUUUAACGGGUUCGGUGAGCGUGCUCUUGAAAUUUUGAAACUGCCACGCUCGGGAUCCGAUGCGGACCCAAAAUCCAAAGAAUACCAGGACGCAGAGAAGUUGAUCUGGGAGCUGCUUUCUAACGCAAGCAUGUGGAAAAUUACUCACGCAAAAGGCUUGACACACUCAGUGCAUCUAGGCACGCUGCUUGACUUGCCUGAAAACGAGGGGAAGGAUGCAGCACCUAACACGUUUGGCGAGUUGCUGCGAUAUGGAACUGUGAACCUGCGGCAGACUCGGGACAGUGUUGUGAUAUUGCCAAAGCAUAUUCCAAGUCAGACAUGGAAGAAGGGAAUUUUAGAGCCCUGA